CUCUCCGGAAGCCACAGGGGAAGGACGUACUGCGCCGCGCUACCCACGCCUUCACUCGUGUCAUUGUUUACACUCGGAUUUCAAUAGUUUUCGUUCAGUGUUUGAAUUAUUUAUUUUUUUUUUUGUUUUAUUAUUUUUUUUAUUGUGUCUUCCUGAUGUCGCCGCGUCCUUGGCUGGGAUGAUGAUGGACAAAGUGAAUGGCGUCACCAUGAAGAGAAAUAUUCAUUAGUCUCUCUCUCUCUCUCUCUCUCUCUCUCUCUCUCUCUCUCUCUCUCUCUCUCUCUCUCUCUCUCUCUCUCUCUCUCUCUCUCUCUCUCUAGGAUGGAGGCACUUUCCUCCAACCCUCACCUCUCCACGGGCUUCUCAUCCCCGGCCCCUCCCCCAGAUGACGACACCCCCCACCUGUACCCCACGAACACCACCACCCCCGCCUCCCUCGGGUACCUGCGGGAGGCCCCCUGGGUACUGCCCCUCCUGGCUGCCUCUGCUACCAAUGCCGCUGCUAUUGUUGCAUAUGAGGUGUACGUAAUUGUGAGGGCCAUUCACGGGACGCCCUCCAGAAGGCACUUGUUCCUGGGGCAGUCGCUCAUGAUGGGCCUCCUGCUUGCCUCUCUCGCUGGUGUUCCCGUGGCCCUCUCCCCCACCCCCUCACCUGCGCCGCUACCAGGCUGCUGACGGGGGUGUCCGGCGCCCUGGUGUUCGGGGCCCUGCUGGUGAAGUGUGUCUUUCUUAUCUCCAUCAACUCUGGCGUGUACCUCCCCGCCCACUACCAGGCCCUGCUGCUCUUCUUCAUCGUGUUGGUGCAGAUCACCAUCAACCUUCAGUGGCAGUGGUCACAGCCAGCGGGGGUGAUGGUGGUGCGAGAUGCGGGGGUCGCAGCGGGUGGGGCGGGGCUCCUUCACCUCUCCUGCGCCGCCUCCUACAGACAGCUCCUCCUCUCCCUUAUCUACGUGAUUCUGCUGCUGGUGGUUGUGGCGGCCAUGGCUGUGAAGUGUCGCAGCAUUAGGGAGAACUAUAGAGAGGCUGCGUACAUUGGUGCCGCCUUGUGUCUGGUCCUCCCGCUGUGGCUGGCGUGGUGUCUGGCUGGACUGGUGCUCCCUUCGUCUCUGCAGCCAGCUUGUCUCGGGUUUGGCGUGGUGGCGACUGCAACUAUUGUCUUUGUGGUGAUGUUUGUGCCCAAGGGACGCCAGCUGGCCGCCAUGGGGAAGGAGGGGGUCUACGAGGAGGACCAAGAGGACCACCUAUCAACAAUUUCAGGGGGCGCCCGCUACUCCCCCUCCUUCUUCCACUUCAAGCCAGUCAAAACCCCCAAAGACUUCCUGCAACCCACUUCUGUGUACAAGACGCGCCUACAUGCACCCACUAUUCCAGAAUGCCUCCUCCCCUCACUCCCCCCACCUUCCCAUUCCCCCUCCCCCUCCUCCUCUCCCCCACCACCCCUCACCUCCCCCACCUCCACCACCACCACCACCACCGCCUCCCUCCCCCACCCGUUUAUAUGUAUUGGGCACCUCCACCUCCACCACCACCACCACCACUACCACCACUACUACCACUACCACCCCCACCACUACUACUACCAACACCAGUGGUAUGCAGGUGCAGAUCGUGGCUGUGGAGGCGUGGCGGAAGAGGGCGUGUACUCCACCAUUGACACGCCCGCGCAACACUCCCAACAGUACACGCCCGCUUCCACCAACCCUAACUUCUAUCUCUUCCGCUCCCACGCCCACGCCGGCAUGAUGUACUGACGCGGCGGUGGUGGUGGUGGUAGGGAUAGUAGUAGUAGUAGUAGUAGUAGGAGGAGGAGGAGGAGGAAGAGGAGGAGAAGUACGGUAGUAGUAGUAGUAGUAGUAGUAGUAGUAGUAGUAGUAGUAAUAGUAGUAGUAGUAGUAGUAGUAGUAGUAAGAGUAGUAGUAAUAGUAGCAGUGGUGAGAGGAGGCGGGAAGGAAGGCGCGAAAAAGAAGCA
Scylla paramamosain (green mud crab) is the source of this 1969-nucleotide messenger RNA. RefSeq lists its product as uncharacterized. Bases 852 to 1751 code for a protein of 299 amino acids. Gene Ontology annotation, molecular function: adenylate cyclase inhibiting G protein-coupled glutamate receptor activity. Gene Ontology annotation, biological process: G protein-coupled receptor signaling pathway. The transcript is spliced from 10 exons. The record is from RefSeq and is a predicted model, not a curated record. NCBI's taxonomy places the organism in Eukaryota, Metazoa, Arthropoda, Malacostraca, Decapoda, Portunidae. Gene Ontology annotation, cellular component: plasma membrane.